GUGAUUCAAAUUAUGUCUGAGGCUUGUCAAUGUAUCAACAGAGGUGACUGGUUCGAAGACGCGGCUUCUCGAAUUACACUGUAAAUAAUAUUGCGUGACUUUGAAUUAACUUGAUUACGCAUGCCGAUAGCGACGAGACAUGAUCGUCUGGUAAAGAUGGCGGUGCAAGCACUCUCUUUCUAUUUCCGGGUAGCUUUCGCCAUCCUUCUGCUACAAACAAUCACAGUUGUUUCAGUUUGUGCGGAAGCUGGUUGCUCCAGUCAAGAGGUUGGCAUUAGCGAUAGUCACGUGAUGCCUGAUAACAGAUUUUCAGCUACGACAAUAUACGACAGCAGAUACCAUCCCUAUUAUGCUCGACUUAACGGUUCGCCUGGAUGGUGUCGCAAAAGUAGUGAUACUAGUGGCUAUCUCCAGAUCGACCUCAACGCCGUGUUCGUGGUGUGCGCUGUGGCUACGCAGGGCGCCUCAUAUGGGACAGAGUGGGUGACGUCAUACAAAGUUCAGUUUUCCAUGGAUAAUCAAGCAUGGUCCACAUACCGGGAGACGGCUGGGACCGACAAGGUAUUCACUGGUAACACGGACGGAACGACAGUCGUCAAAAACACCCUCGCGGUUCCCACCAUGGCGCGGUUCAUCCGGUUUGUACCUUUAAGUCAUAACAGGUACCCGACGAUGCGCGUGGAGGUGUACGGCACUAAACCCGACGUGUGCAAGUCGUCGCUUGGUCUGAUGGAUGACGUCAUCCCGGACUCAGCAAUGUCAGCGUCAUCGGGUUCAGCGUCCGCUGGCCGUCUAUACGGCAACUCAUCAUGGUGUAGUACGUCAUCGUCCGUCUCUGAGUAUCUUCAGGUUGACCUGGGAGGGGUGAUGACGGUCUCAGGAGUAGCCACACAGGGGUCCCAUGGGGAGGAAAAGUGGGUCAAGACUUAUAACCUUCAGUACAGUGGUGAUGGGACACGAUGGCUGACUUAUGAUGCUGCCACCAGCAAUGACUUCAACUUCACGGGUAACGUCAACAAGAAUGUUGCGAUGAUCAAAUGGCUCAGUCAUCCAAUCAGAGCGCGCUACGUCAGAAUCAAGCCGCUGACCUGGAAUAGCGCAAUCUGUUUACGAGCAGACCUGUUUGGAGACAUCGAAUGCUCGUGCGAGAGUCUGGCUCUAGGACUCGGUGACAAUCGCGUACCUAGCGCAAGUAUCUCCGCCUCAUCAAACAACGCAAAUGCCGUACGCGCAAGACUGGGCACUACAAGCGGUGCAUGGUGUGCGGGCUCAGGUGACGUCUCGCCAUACCUGCAGGUGGAUCUUGGGUCAAGUCACAUGAUCUGCGCCGUAGCUACACAAGGUGAUCCGUCCGCUGACCAGUGGGUACAGACUUAUCGGAUUGAUUGCUCGGAUGAUGGAGCAAACUGGACAAGUUAUAGAGAAAAUAACACCACUAGGAAGUUCAACGGUAAUUACGACAGAAACUCGGUCGUGCGUCAAGUACUGUACCAAGCCCCCGCCGCCAGAUACGUCCGCGUGGUGCCAAUUUCGGAGACUGGGUCAAAGUGUCUACGGUUGGAGCUGUACGGUCACCGACUGGGAUCAGAUUGUCAGUCUCACGCAGUCGGCCUUCAGAGCACAAAUAUGAUUCCUGAUCAUCGCUUCACCAGCAAUUCAUGGUAUAGUAGCGGCUACUAUCCCUGGUACGCAAGACUACAAACAUCAAAGGCUUGGACACCAAAAGCUGCCGAUAUAGACAAUACAUAUCUCCAAGUUGACCUGGGAGGUCUGUGGCGCGUGUGCUCUGUGGCCUCUCAAGGGACAACGAGCUCUUUGUUGUCGGAAUGGACCAAGCUCUAUACUAUUGCGUACUCUGACAAUAACAUCACCUGGACGCCAUAUAAUAAGUCUCAGGUGUUUACUGGAAAUACUGAUAUAUCAAGUGUAGUGGUGAGACUGCUCGCUCAUCCGCCACUGGCCAGAUUCAUCCGGUUUGUUCCAACAGCAUACCAAACUUACCCAACAACAAGACUGGAUUACCGCGGAUUACAGUCAGCUUGUGCAUCGUCACUCGGAGUGGAGCGUGGCUACAUCCUUGACUCACAAAUGACGUCAUCAAGCAAUAAUGGCGCGUACACGGCAUCCGCUGGCCGAUUGUACGGCGGCUCAUCUUGGUGCAGUUCCACAUCAGCCAACACUGAGUAUCUUCAGGUUGACCUUAGAGGGGUGAGGACAGUUACAGGAAUAGCCACACAGGGUUCCCGCACGCUAAGAAAGUGGGUCACGCUAUACGUUAUCAAGUACAGCUUCACUGGAACCGAGUGGAGCGACGUCAAGGAUGGCGGGUCUAUACCAAGGAUAUUUGACGGCAACGUGAACCACAACACAGGGCGUGUUAACUGGUUUAAGGUCCCCAUCGCUGCACAAUUCAUCAGGGUUCACCCUCAGGCAGUGAAUGGCGGCAACGCCUGCAUGAGAAUAGACUUUUAUGGCUGCACUUUUGUAUUUUUACCUGGUUUUAAAUCUGAAAGACAAAUCAAUCUCCAGGCAUCAAACGGUACACACGUGUCUGUACCCUGUCUGAUAAACGGACAACUGCAGCCCGUUGAUUUUAAAUGGUACAAAAAUGAUACCUUGAUGGCUGGGGAUACUUCAAGCAGUAUCACCGUAACGUACCGCUCAGCAGCUGACGUGAAACACAGCUACAAAUGUGUGCAUCCAGACCCGAACCGCCGACCUGUAAAUUGUGUCCAGUCGUACGCAUGCUCUGCAAGGUAUCCGCUGACUCUACCAAGUGCAGGCAUAGCCAGACGUGCUGAGAUAGCGGUCUCUGUCCAGCUAAAUGUUUUGGCAGCACCAGUAGUAGCUGUAACAAGGAAUAAGCGCUCACUUACACUGCAGCUGACGUCAUUAGCAGACGACUCGACAGGACCGCUGACCGGUUAUACCGUCAAGUACCGGACGAGUGGAGCAUGGACUACACGUGAGAUCCUCUCGUCGUCACAAUACGAGUUGACUGGUCUUGUGCCGUACACGAGCUACACGGUGCAGGCAAGAGGGAAGAGUGUGGUUGGGCUCGGGUUGUGGAGUUCAGCGGGUUCCUACACAACUCUCAUGGCAGAUCCAGAUGGAAAACUUAUAAUUUCUCAAUCGACGGCUGCAACAUCAUCCACCGCAAUACGGAUACAAUGGACGCUCUCCUCUGACUACCGACUUAACGGGCAAUUUAAGGAAUACAUAGUAUUGUUCGAGUACAUGGCCAGCAAUGGAAGUAAUAUUAUAAAAUCAGAAAAAGUGACAAACAUCAACACGCAAGACCUUUCCUUGAGCCUGCUCAAAAAAUUUACCAAUUACACCCUUACCCUUCGCUCAAGUAACACUCAGUACACCGGAGCCACAAGUGACGCGCGCAUUGUACAGACCUGGGAGGACGUUCCGAGUGCACCACCUUCAGGCGUAAAUCACGCCGAAAUCAACUCAACGACAUUCAACAUCAGUUGGAACCCAAUCCCCAAAGAUCAGAGCAACGGAAUUAUCACCAGUUACGAUCUGGAACUAAGUUCCGGACAAGCCAGACUGCGCAGUCGGUCCCUUCCAGAGUCCCUCAAUUCCACCUUGACGUACAUCGUACUGCAUGACCUGGAAAAUUGCACCAUUUACCAUCUGCGGGUGCGGGCGAGAACAGGAAAAGGACCUGGUCCGUACAGCCCACAAUACACGCUACAAACAUCCCGUAUGUAUCAAUAUCCCGUAUGAAUGAAUGAGUAUCACAUAUACUGCCAACAAUACACGCUACUGACACCCCGUAUGUAUGAAUAUCCCGUAUGCAUGAAUGAGUAUUACAUACACAGCCCAUAAUACACGCUACAUACAUCCCGUAUGUAUCAAUAUCCCGUAUGCAUGAAUGAGUAUUACACAUACUGCCAACAAUACACGCUACAGACAUCCCGUAUGUAUAAAUAUCCCGUAUGCAUGAAUGAGUAUUACACAUACAGCCAACAAUACACGCUACUGACACCCCGUAUGUAUCAAUAUCCCGUAUGCAUGAAUGAGUAUUACACAUACUGCCAACAAUACACGCUACUGACACCCCGUAUGUAUGAAUAUCCCGUAUGCAUGAAUGAGUAUUACAUACACAGCCCAUAAUACACGCUACAUACAUCCCGUAUGUAUCAAUAUCCCGUAUGCAUGAAUGAGUAUUACACAUACUGCCAACAAUACACGCUACAGACAUCCCGUAUGUAUCAAUAUCCCGUAUGAAUGAAUGAGUAUUACACAUACAGCCAACAAUACACGCUACAGAAACCCCGUAUGUAUUAAUAUCCCGUAUGCAUGAAUGAGUAUUACACAUACUGCCAACAAUACACGCUACAGACAUCCCGUAUGUAUCAAUAUCCCGUAUGCAUGAAUGAGUAUUACACAUACUGCCAACAAUACACGCUACUGACACCCCGUAUGUAUGAAUAUCCCGUAUGCAUGAAUGAGUAUUACAUACACAGCCCAUAAUACACGCUACAUACAUCCCGUAUGUAUCAAUAUCCCGUAUGCAUGAAUGAGUAUUACACAUACUGCCAACAAUACACGCUACAGACAUCCCGUAUGUAUCAAUAUCCCGUAUGCAUGAAUGAGUAUUCACAUGGGCUCAUAAGAAGGGGCAAUCAUCUGUAUCAUGUAAGUGUCACGGCGUUUCCUAGGAUCAGGCUAUUUUUAGACGCGCGGAUUAGCCAAUCAGAUGGCAGGGCGAAAAAAUUGACUUUGUCUCAAGGAAUCCAAAAUGGCGGCCGAGAAGGGGGGAAAACGACGCUUGCUUUUUAAAGUCUUCCUACAUCGUCAUAUGCCAUCUUAUUUCUGAAUCCUUUUUGUCACAAAGAAAGAAACAUUUUGUUACUAGCCUUGGACUAUUUAUUUCUCCAUAAGUGGACUAAAACGUUGUUAUGAGGAGAUUUUUUCUUGCUCUUGCAAAGCAAUAAAUUCGGAAAUAAGUGAUCAUUUGUUUCGAUCUCGAAAUUCUCUCGCUGAGAGGCCAUAUUAUCAUUCAUAAGGUGUUUGAUACUGCUAGUUAACUAACAAUAGUGUAAGAAGUAACAUACGGAAGUUUAUGUCUUGUUUUUUUUGUUACAUUUAUAUUAAACCAGCUCUUCAAAACUGUAAGUAAAUUGUGUUUGUAUAAGAAAGAAUUUAGUCAUGAUGCGCAUAAAUAUCAACAUUCAUGACCUGCCCUGGACUCAAGUUGCCCUGAUCUGGUAAGAAAUUGUAAAAACCUCUUGGCAUCUGACCUCUUGGCUGUCCAGAAAUCAAAUCAUUGCAAAAAAGAACAGGAGUGUAUAAAAGCAUGCAUAUAUGUCAUCCUGGCUCGUAAUAAUACUUGCCAUCAUUAUAGUAAUGGACAUCAUUAUAGUAAUGGCCCUAUUAAAAUCUUUCAAAAAAGUUCUUGAUGGAAAGAUGAUGCUGUCAGUCAAACAGUUUCAGGCUCUUGAAAUAUUGUGGAUCACUUGGGGAAAUGGACUCCAGGUCCAUUGACCACCUGGUGCUUGGACCCCUUAUCAAAUAUUCUAAUCAAAUAUUCUGAUCAAAUAUUAUAAGAUUUUUUUUCUGACUGAAAUAACCUUUUUUUGUAUAUAGACAUAGGUUUUCAAUGGAUUGUUAUCCUUGGUUUCCUUUAGUUUGCUGAAUGGUUCUUUAUCUUUGUACCAAUUGUGUGAUGAUUAUGAUGAUUAUUUCAUCAAUCCAUUCAUUUCGUGCCAAUGGUAGCACUCUGGAGUCCAUUCUUAGUGUCCUAAGAUUUGGAAGUGGUGAAAGCAACUCAUAUGGCCAAGCCUUGGUACGCCAAUCAACCGAAAGGAUUUACAACAAAACAAAUAUUCGGAGGAAGGAUAUAGAAAUGUCAUGAUCAAUGUAGAUGGGGCUAAUAUUUAGGUUACAAUUAUAAAUUGUUCAAUUGUUUUAGUGCACAUGCCUAGAAAGUAAUAGCUGUUCUAACAUUCCAUUUUGGUUUGAAUGGGGCUCUUUAAAGCCCAUCCAUAACAACAUUAGGUAAACAUAUUCACCCUUUAUAGCUACCAACUCCCAGUUUGUGGCUAUUAUUUCCUGGUUUGAUAUAAAUCAAGGCAAAUAAGUCAAUAACUUAGAUAUAUUUCAUACUAUGACUUUGAUAACCAGGAUUUACAAGCUUUGAUUUGUUGGUGCCCUGCUUCAGUCUGUGAAGAGGAAAAUCUGGCCUUGCACCAAAAAAAUGUCAGAUUCUUAGAAGUUGUAUUAACACCAUGCCAAAUGAAUUUACACAAAAUGGGCCAAAUAAGCACAGGAAGAAAACCACUUGACAAUUUCUAUCCUGUUGGAUCUUGUGGACUGUGUCAACAGUUAGAGACAAAUACAGACUUUAAAAGAAAUAGGUUGACACCCUUUAUAGGUGCUUUUUAAUAUACCAUAUUUUGGCAGGUCAAUACUUGCAGUUAAUAUUUAAUAGUAAGAGUAGCAUGUUUGCAGCUAAUAUAAACAACUUCAAAAAAUAAUAAACUAAAAAUACGAUAAUUAUAAUAAGGAGUUGUGUAAACUAAGUUAUUUUACAGUUAACAAAAGUCAACAAUAAAGCUUUUUGAGUAGCAAAACACAGUCAUUAAUAAAGCAGAUAUUAUCAUAAAAAAAACUUAAGGAUAUUUUCCUUAUUAUUACAUAUAAUUAUCAAUUACAGCAAAAUAACCGACUGUAAUUAUUACAGGGAAAUAACAGACUCUUGUGUGGCAGCAUAAUCUUCCCCACAAGAGCUCUUCUGAUAGAUUUAAGGACUGAAAGUGCAUUACUAUAAUGGUGGCAAGUCUUACAUAUAUGCAUGCUUUUAUAUCCUCCUUGCCUUUUUUGUAAUGAUUAUAAAACGUUUUAUAAUUUCUGGUCAGCCAAGAGGUCAAAUGAGAAACGACGUCAGUGGAUAGUCACUAUAAUACACAUCCUCUCUAUCCUCUCUUUUUUUUUUUUUUUUUUUGGAAAGCCAAAUUUGAACAAGGUAUUCAUAACAGAUCAUAAAUAGCAAGUAUAAAUUUUUUAAUUAAAUGGAAAUAGAAUUGACAAAAAGACACAAAUAUCUAUAUUGAGGUCGCCUUUUAUGUUAGUAUACUUUUACAUUCUUACCAGAUCUGGACAGUGAGUCCAGGACAGGUCAUGGGUAUUGAUACAAACACAGUUCCAGAUUUGGAGAGCUCGUAAUAAAACAAA
Messenger RNA from Nematostella vectensis (starlet sea anemone), 7191 nucleotides. RefSeq lists its product as uncharacterized. The transcript is spliced from 16 exons. Gene Ontology annotation, molecular function: protein binding. Bases 121 to 3738 code for a protein of 1205 amino acids. NCBI's taxonomy places the organism in Eukaryota, Metazoa, Cnidaria, Anthozoa, Actiniaria, Edwardsiidae. The record is from RefSeq and is a predicted model, not a curated record.